CAGCGAAUGGCCCAACCUCUAUCACAUCGAGCGUGGAACUUUCGCGAACUUCAAUCACUUGGCAGAAAUAACGAUUCAGAAAAUUCCUAUGCUCCGCUUCAUCGGGCCUGGUGUUCUCGAGAACCUUCAGCGACUGAGCACACUGAGGAUAACGCACUCAGGACUCUUGAGAGUUCCGUUUCUGAGUGCUGUGGAGCCGCUGACUUUCAUCAACAUGAUAGAUCUGGAGAGCAAUCGCAUCGAUAUAAUCGGCGAGGGCAGUUUUCGUCAGGUCAAAACCGCACAUUUGGUUUUGAAUAACAACCACAUAGAGAAAAUCGAGAACUGGGCCUUCAACGCGUCCAUGAUCGCGUACCUCUCGAUUCGGAACAACCGCAAACUGAAAAUCAUCGGAGAUGACGCGUUCACAGGCCUUUCGAAUAUUACUGCGCUGGAUCUAUCUGAAACGAGUAUCACCUCCCUCCCAACGAACGGGCUGGAAAAUAUCGAAGAUCUGGCUCUCCGAGAAGUUCACACGCUCCUCGUAUUUCCAUCGGUGUACAAUUUUCGGUACAUCAAAACUGCUCACUUGACCUAUCCGUAUCACUGUUGCGCCUUCAAAUUUCCGGAAACUCACAGUCCUGAGGAGCACGACAGAUUAACGCGGAGCUGCUCACAUGAUUUCGUGACGAACCAUCCGGCGGGACUUAUUCAAUUUGUACAGGCUCAGAUGUGGCUAUUCACCUGCGGACCGAUAUCUAUGCACCAUGUGACUUGUUCUCCCGCGCCCGACGCUUUCAAUCCUUGCGAGGACGUGAUGGGCACCCUAUCCCUUCGGGUCGCCGUGUGGUUUGUCGUACUGGCCGCCGUGGUCGGCAACCUCGCCGUAAUGGUUGUCCUCAUGAGCUCCAGAUUUCGCAUGACUGUCUCCAAGUUCCUCAUGUGUAACUUAGCUCUAGCUGACCUGUGUAUGGGUCUUUACCUAUUGCUCAUCGCUGUUGAAGAUGUCACCACCGUAGGAAGUUAUUUCAAUCAUGCCAUUCAGUGGCAACACGGAGCUGGAUGCAAGGUCGCCGGCUUCCUCACCGUAUUCGCCUCCGAGCUGUCGAUUUACACGUUGACAACGAUUACGUUGGAACGAUGGUAUGCCAUCACCUUCUCAAUCCAUCUCAACCGGAGACUCAAGCUCCGUACAGCGGCCAGGAUCAUGGCGUUCGGUUGGGGAUACGCGAUUCUUGUAGCAACCCUUCCCCUCGUAGGUGUCAGUGGUUACUCCAAAACCAGCAUCUGCCUGCCCAUGGUGAACAGGAACACUGUUGACGUUACGUACCUGUCGUCACUGCUGAGUUUCAACGGACUCGCUUUCAUACUGAUCUGCGCUUGUUACGCGCGCAUGUACUCCAGCAUAGCGGGACAGCAGAUGGCGAAUUAUUACGGCGGUCGAGAUACGACUGUUGCCAAGCGAAUGGCACUCCUUGUGUUCACGGACUUCGCUUGUUGGGCUCCAAUAGCUUUCUUCGGGCUCACAGCCGUCGCGGGCUACCCGUUGAUCGACAUGACGAAAUCGAAGAUCCUUCUAGUGUUUUUCUAUCCAUUGAACUCGUGCGCGAACCCUUUUCUAUACGCCAUUCUUACGAGACAGUAUCGUAGGGAUUUGUUCAUUCUGUUAGCCCGGUACGGGCUGUGUACCAGCAGAGCAUCGAAAUACAAAGACGCAUCCUCUGGCAACAACCCCAACCACGGAGGGCCAGGUAACGAUAUAGCGUUAGUAUUUUCGAAUUUCUUCGAUGUUGAACAUGCGAGUUCGGUGUGCGGCAAAGCCGAGGAGACUCCCUAUUAUCUCACUAUUCAGGUCACAUCCGACGUCUCAUUCGGUUCGGAGGGGCCAGCUCUGGAAGCAGCGCCGCCAACUCCACAACAACCAACGACCACAGGAGAAUGGAAUGAGCUCGGUUUCGAGGCAUCCUUCGAUCCGGCGGUCGAGAUGACGGUAGAACCGACUGUGCACAACGUCGGGAAGAAGAAAAGACGAACCUUGCCGGGAUUGCACUACCUCUGCGACACUCACAUUUGA
This is a messenger RNA of Galendromus occidentalis (western predatory mite), 2053 nucleotides long. It is a transcript of the gene Lgr1, whose product is annotated as Leucine-rich repeat-containing G protein-coupled receptor 1. Gene Ontology annotation, molecular function: G protein-coupled peptide receptor activity; protein-hormone receptor activity. Lineage: Eukaryota; Metazoa; Arthropoda; Arachnida; Mesostigmata; Phytoseiidae. Gene Ontology annotation, cellular component: plasma membrane. The coding region runs from base 89 to 2053 and encodes 654 amino acids. The transcript is spliced from 15 exons. Gene Ontology annotation, biological process: hormone-mediated signaling pathway; activation of adenylate cyclase activity; adenylate cyclase-activating G protein-coupled receptor signaling pathway. The record is from RefSeq and is a predicted model, not a curated record.